Molecule: messenger RNA, 1614 nt
Organism: Chenopodium quinoa (quinoa)
Lineage: Eukaryota; Viridiplantae; Streptophyta; Magnoliopsida; Caryophyllales; Amaranthaceae
Exons: 2
Coding region: 599-1342 (247 amino acids)
Source: RefSeq, a predicted model, not a curated record
CUUGUUUUUUCUUUUUCAUUUUUUUUUUAAUUUAUAGGUACCCUCUUUCUUGCUCUAAUUUAAUUUGAUCUAGGGUUUUUUUUUUUUCUUUUGUGGUUUACCCCCAAAUUGAUCUGCUCUAUGCUGCAUGUCCCCUCCUCCUCCCCCUCUCAUUCUCUUUAUAUCUCUAUUUGAAUGUAUACAUUAUUGAUUUUUUGUGUGGCAAAUUUGUGUCUUUUUUCAAAUUCAAUAUUUUAAAAAAAAGCCCUUUAUGCACUCUAAUCUAAUUGGUGAUAUUGUCCUGCUUCUAUGAGAUUCAAUCUUUCUGUGUUUUUAUUUCUUAUUUUUUGAGUAAAUUGUGAUUCUUUGUUGAGAUUGGUGUCUGUUAACAAUCCUCUUCCAAUUAAAUCCUUCUUGAUUCUCCAUUUCCAGGUCUAAGCUUGAAAAAAUUAAUUUAUGAAUUUUAAUUAUUAGGUCAAAUGGCGCUUAUUUGUAUAUACUUAAAAGCAUUUAGUUUACAAUUUGGUGUUAUAAAAGUGCUAGUGACAUUUUGCAGCUUAAUGUCCGAAUUCUUAUGGUUUGAUGGUUAUUAAGGACUACAAUUGUUUCUGCCAAUUGUAUGGUAGGUAUGGAUGCACAAGAGAUUCGUGAGAAAUCACCGGAAAGAGAUAGUGUCUGCGAGUCUGUAGAGCCUUGUGCUAAGGCCAACGGAAGUGUAUCAUUUCACUUGAAAGAUAGUGGUUCACCGACAACAAAUGGUAGUGAAGGCAAUGUCAAGGGAGUUGCUUUGUGCCCUAUUACACCCAUUUCUUGUAGAGAAAACGGGGAUUCUGUUUUUGUGACCAGCUCCCCAUUGUCGGUGGAAUCUCCUCAAUUGCCAAUUGUGGAUGGCAUCAAUUCCCCAAGAAAUGAAGAAGUUGCGGCUUUAGGUCUUGAUGGUAGCCCUCGCACACCAAAUGAGAGAGUUUUUGAUCCAUUUGCCCCAGGUCCCGAUGAGAUGCUUCUCGCUCCUAUUUAUAAAAAGCUUGUGAAAGAGUCUCGGAGAAUUGUUGCUCGAAGGCUAAAUUUUGAUGACCUUGACGAUUUUCUAGUAUCUAAGAGUGAUAACGAAAAUGCAGAUAUAUUGACAGAGAAGUUGUUGCUGGAGUCUGUUUAUGAAACUCUUCUGGAAGCCAUUAUCUUGAAGCAGUCAGAGGAGACUUUUGCUGAAAAUCAGCAUUUGGAAUUGGAGAAUCUUCAUACACCAACCUCACCACCUCCCCUGAUGGGAGUUGCUGAGACCUGCCCUGGAGCUCCUAUGAAGGCUGCAGCCAAUAAGUCAAGGAUAAUUGACGCGGCACUGUGCAGGAAGCUUGAAUUUUAGUUACUUUCAGAUGUUGGGCAGAGAAGCCUGGAUUUUUAUACUGACUUAUUGUUUAAUGCUCCACAGACGCAAGCAUAUCCGCACAUACUGCUGACUCCAAGGGUUGCAAGUCGUUUACUGUUGUAUGUGUAUUCUAGAUCCCUGUAUGUUCACCUCUUAGUUUUAGUGAUUCACCCUUUAGAGAGGUGUUAGAUUAUCAUGCCCUUGUACAGCUGUUUCAGACAAUCAAUUUGAGCAAAUAUCUACAAGUGCUUCAGUUCGCUUGAAAGUUU